Messenger RNA from Nelumbo nucifera (sacred lotus), 2876 nucleotides. Its product is annotated as lupeol synthase-like. Gene Ontology annotation, cellular component: lipid droplet. The record is from RefSeq and is a predicted model, not a curated record. NCBI's taxonomy places the organism in Eukaryota, Viridiplantae, Streptophyta, Magnoliopsida, Proteales, Nelumbonaceae. Gene Ontology annotation, molecular function: intramolecular transferase activity. Gene Ontology annotation, biological process: triterpenoid biosynthetic process.
AACUCCUCCACAGCAUCAGCCGGCCGGUGGAAGCUCAAACCUGAACCUAAGCUGUCGUCUUCUCCUCUCUUUUCUAUUUAAGUGGGACGAGACCAGAAACAGCAUGCACUGAACUAUUAAUUUGCACUCUCCCCUCCUCCCCUCCGAGUGUUCAAUUCUAGCUUUGGUUUAUUCCUCUUUCUUCUUCUUUCUUCUUCAUAUUAUAAGCUCGAUUUCAUAUAACGAGGCGUUUAUCCAGGUGACUCACAAAUUCCUGUGAUAAGAUAAGCUUCAGUGAUGCUUCUACUCGAUCCUUAACUCCACCCAUCAAUUCUUCUUUUCCUCCCCAUUCAUUGUUCAAUAGAAAUAUUGAUUCCUUGACAAAAACACAGACGGUCACCCAACUGACAAAACCGGCCAAUCAACCCAGAACUGCCGGAGCUAUCGAGCGAUUGAUUGGUGCAGAGAAUGUGGAAGCUUAAGAUCGCUGAAGGUGGUCCAUGGCUCAAGACCGUGAAUAAUCACGUCGGUAGACAGCACUGGGAAUUCGACCCAGAAGCUGGAACGCCAGAAGAGCGAGCUGAAGUGGAAAGGGUCCGAGAAGAAUUCAGAAAGAACAGGUUUCGACAGAAACAGAACUCCGAUCUUCUAAUGCGGAUGCAGCUUACGAAAGAGAAUCCAAAUAAACUGAACCUACCCCCAGUUAAAGUGAAAGACAAUGAGGAAAUAACGGAGGAGGCUGUCACAACCACAUUAAGGAGGGCUAUUAGCUUCUAUUCCAGCAUUCAGGCGCAUGAUGGGCACUGGCCAGGAGAAAUUGCAGGACCCAUCUUUUUCCUUCCUCCCUUGGUCAUCGCUUUAUAUAUUACAGGGGCUCUUAACACUGUUUUAUCACCAGAACAUCAGAAAGAGAUUCGUCGAUAUUUAUACAAUACUCAGAACAAAGAUGGUGGUUGGGGACUACAUGUAGAGGGUCAUAGCACCAUGUUUAGCUCAGUAGUCAGCUACAUUGCCUUGAGGUUACUUGGAGAAGGGCCAGAUGAUGGUGAAGACAUGGGAAUGGCCAGAGUCCGAAAAUGGAUACUUGAUCAUGGCGGAGCAGUAGGAAUACCAUCUUGGGGAAAGUUCUGGGUCACGGUACUCGGAGUGUACGAGUGGGCAGGUUUCAACCCAACGCCCCCAGAAUUUUGGCUUCUCCCUAAAUGCUUUCCCAUUCAUCCAGGCAAAAUGUUGUGCUACUGCCGUUUGGUUUACAUGCCCAUGUCAUACUUGUAUGGCAAGAAGUUCGUUGGUCCAAUAACAAGUUUGGUACUGUCGCUGAGACAAGAGCUCUACACCAAACCUUAUCACGAGAUUGACUGGAAUAAAGCUCGUAAUACAGUCGCAAAGGAGGAUCUCUACUACCCACAUCCCCUAGUGCAGGAUAUGUUGUGGGCAUUCCUUUACAAAGUUGGCGAGCCUAUUCUGACACGUUGGCCCUUUUCCAUGCUAAGAGAGAAGGCUCUAAAAGUAGCAAUGGAGCAUGUCCACUAUGAAGACAAAAACAGCAGAUACUAUACCAUUGGAUGUGUAGAAAAGGUUAUAUGUUUACUUGCCUGCUGGGUGGAGGAUCCAAAUUCAGAGGCAUACAAGCUCCAUCUCGCUAGAAUCCCAGAUUACCUAUGGGUUGCUGAAGAUGGCAUCAAAAUGCAGAGUUUUGGAUGUCAAAUGUGGGAUGCUGGUUUUGCUAUUCAAGCAAUUUUGUCAAGUAACCUUAUUGAAGAAUUCAGCCCUACCCUGCGAAAGGCACAUGACUUCGUAAAAAGUUCACAGGUCAAAGAAAACCCUUCUGGUGAUUUCAGUAAAAUGUACCGUCAUAUUUCUAAGGGUGGAUGGACAUUCUCAACUGCAGAUCAUGGAUGGCAGGUAUCAGAUUGUACAUCAGAAGGACUGAAGGUUUGUCUUUUGUUCUCUCAAAUUUCAUCAGAAAUUGUUGGGGAGCAACUGGAAAUAGAACGAAUGUAUGAUGCUGUAGACGUAAUUCUUUCUCUACAAAGUAGUAAUGGAGGUUUCCCAGCAUGGGAGCCACAACGGGCAUUUCGAUGGUUAGAGUUGUUCAAUCCUACAGAAUUUUUUGAAGAUACUCUUAUUGAGACAGAGUAUGUGGAAUGCACUUCAUCAGUGAUUCAGGCUUUGGCACUAUUUAAAAAAUUACAUCCUGAAUAUCGGAAGAAAGAAAUAGAGCAUUGCAUCUCAAGAGCAAUAGAUUACAUUGAGAAGACACAGAAGUCCGAUGGUUCAUGGUAUGGAUGUUGGGGAAUCUGCUUCACCUAUGGCACAUGGUUUGCAGUAGAGGCCUUGGUGGCUUGUGGUAAGAACUACUACAAUAGCCCUCAUAUUCAGAAAGCCUGUGCAUUUUUGCUAUCCAAACAAUUGCCCUCUGGUGGUUGGGGAGAAAGUUAUCUUUCAGCCACGAACAAGGUAUAUACAAAUAUAGAGGGCAAUCGUUCUAAUCUGGUACAAACUGCAUGGGCCAUGUUAUCACUUAUUGAUGCUGGGCAGGCUGAGAUUGACCCAACACCUUUACAUCGUGGAAUGAGAGUUUUGAUUAAUACACAAAUGGAAAAUGGUGAUUUCCCCCAACAGGAAAUUACAGGAGUCUUCAUGAGGAAUUGUACAUUACAAUAUGCACAGUACAGAAAUAUCUUUCCCAUAUGGGCUAUUGCGCAAUAUCGUAGGAAGGUCCUUUUUUAUUAAAAUCUAAAUGCCUUGCCAAAAUGGUGAUUGGCAGAAAAGUCCAAUUAUUUGAAUAAGCAUGGUGAAAGAAGUAAUGAGUUAUGCAAAUAUGUGUAAUGUAUUCUAUGAAAAUGUAUAGCAAUCUCAUCUAUAAGUUGUAACAUAUGUCAAUAAGUCAUUCC